UAGUGAUUACUUGCUCUGUGGUGACAAAUAUGACACUGACAGUGAUUAGUACUCUUGUCAAUUGUCUGUCAGUUGCUGACUGAUGAUUUUUUCUUUCUUUUCAGUUUCUUAGCUUGAAGUAAAAAGUGCCGUAUAUUGCUUUCAGAAAAUGGGGAAGGUCAAGUGUUCCGAAUUGCGGACAAAGGACAAAAAGGAGCUUUUCAAGCAAUUGGAAGAGCUCAAAACAGAACUGACUAAUCUCCGUGUUGCUAAAGUUACUGGGGGUGUGGCUUCAAAAUUAUCAAAAAUACGGGUUGUCAGAAAAGCUAUUGCACGUGUCUACAUUGUAUAUCAUCAAAAAAUGAAAGUAAACCUUCGUCACCAUUAUAAGAACAAGAAGUACAAGCCUUUAGAUUUGAGACCCAAAAAGACUCGUGCAAUGCGCAAAGCCCUCACCAAGCAUGAAGCAAAAAUUAAAACAAGGAAAGAAAUAAGAAAGAAGUCUCUCUUUCCGCCAAGGGUCUAUGCUGUUAAGGCUUAAAUAAACAUUUAACAACU
Molecule: messenger RNA, 537 nt
Organism: Galleria mellonella (greater wax moth)
Lineage: Eukaryota; Metazoa; Arthropoda; Insecta; Lepidoptera; Pyralidae
Gene: RpL35
Product: 60S ribosomal protein L35
Exons: 3
Coding region: 149-520 (123 amino acids)
Biological process (GO): maturation of LSU-rRNA from tricistronic rRNA transcript (SSU-rRNA, 5.8S rRNA, LSU-rRNA); translation
Cellular component (GO): ribosome; cytosolic large ribosomal subunit
Molecular function (GO): mRNA binding; structural constituent of ribosome
Source: RefSeq, a predicted model, not a curated record